AUGUAUCAACCCGAGCAAAGUUCCAGUCUAUUUCUAGGCGGCCAAAGAACGACAGGACAAGAUGUCAGAUCGAGCAACAGUCGUAACAAACCAGUGCUUGCAGCAGUGUCUAUUGCCAACAUUGUCAAGAGCUCAUUAGGCCCAGUUGGAUUAGAUAAAAUGCUGGUGGAUGAAAUUGGGGACGUCACUAUCAGUAACGACGGCGCUACCAUAUUACAGCUCUUGGAAGUCGAACAUCCUGCAGGAAAAGUGUUGGUGGAAUUAGCUCAACAACAAGACAAAGAAGUAGGUGAUGGCACAACCUCCGUCGUCAUUAUUGCAGCAGAAUUGCUCAAGCGAGCCAACCACCUUGUCAGAAACAAGAUCCAUCCCACCACCAUCAUCACAGGCUACCGAUUGGCUUCCAAAAUGGCAUGUAGAUUUAUUGCGGAUCAAAUGGCUGUCAGUGUCAAUACGUUGGGGAAAGAGUGCCUGAUCAAUGCAGCAAAGACAUCCAUGAGCAGCAAAAUCAUUGGCUCCGAUUCAGACUUCUUUGCUACUUUGGCAGUGGAAUCUAUGCUGGCAGUAAAGACAACCCAUGCGCGAGGACAAACCAAAUACCCCGUUGAGGCCGUCAACAUUUUGAAAGCGCAUGGCAAAUCAGGGCGUGAAUCAGUCCUUGUUUGUGGAUACGCAUUGAACUGCACAGUAGCAUCACAAGCCAUGAACAAAUGCAUCAAAAAUGCUAAAAUUGCCUGCUUGGACAUCAACUUGCAAAAGGCGCGCAUGCAUCUCGGUGUGCAUAUUAUUGUCGAUGAUCCUGAUAAGCUACAAGACAUCCGCAAGCGAGAGAUUGACAUCAUAACCGAGCGCAUCAGCAAGAUUUUGGAUACAGGUGCCAAUGUCAUAUUCACUACCAAAGGCAUUGACGACCUCUGUCUCAAGUUGUUUGUGGAAGCAGGUGCUAUGGCUGUACGUCGAUGCAAAAAGGAGGAUUUGCAGCGCAUAGCCAAAGCGACAGGUGCCACACUGGUGUCUUCUUUGGCUAAUCUAGACGGCGAAGAGACAUUUGAAGCCAGCUCGUUGGGACAAGCAGAAGAGGUGAUCCAGGAACGCAUCGCUGAUGAUGAAUGUAUAGUGGUCAAGGGCACAAAGAGUCAGAACGCAGCUUCUAUUAUAUUGCGUGGUGCUAAUAGUUUCAUGUUGGAUGAAAUGGAGCGGUCGUUGCAUGAUGCCUUGUGUGUUGUGAAGUGUACGCUGGAGAGCAAAAGCGUGGUGCCUGGCGGCGGCGCUGUAGAAUCGGCUCUCAGCAUUUAUUUGGAGAAUUUCGCUUCCAGUGUGGCUUCCCGUGAACAGCUGGCUAUUGCUGAAUAUGCCAGCGCUCUUUUGAUCAUACCCAAGACAUUGGCUGUCAAUGCUGCCAAAGAUGCCAUUGAUUUGGUUGCCAAGCUCCGUGCGUAUCAUAAUGCUGCAUUGCAAGAGGGUGCCAAUGAGCGCAGACGUGCCCUUAAAAACUAUGGCUUGGAGUUGAUGCAGGGCGGUGUGCGUGAUAACCUGAAUGCUGGCGUUUUGGAGCCUGCUAUAUCCAAGAUCAAGUCGCUAAAAAGUGCUACAGAAGCUGCUCUUGCUAUACUCAGAAUUGACGAUCUGAUUAAAGUAAACCCACCAACUGCGGCUCCAGAAGAUGGUCAUGGUCAUUAG
Molecule: messenger RNA, 1680 nt
Organism: Mucor velutinosus
Lineage: Eukaryota; Fungi; Mucoromycota; Mucoromycetes; Mucorales; Mucoraceae
Product: tRNA-uridine aminocarboxypropyltransferase
Exons: 5
Coding region: 1-1680 (559 amino acids)
Biological process (GO): protein folding
Cellular component (GO): chaperonin-containing T-complex
Molecular function (GO): ATP-dependent protein folding chaperone; ATP binding; ATP hydrolysis activity
Source: RefSeq, a predicted model, not a curated record